Molecule: messenger RNA, 2259 nt
Organism: Aspergillus neoniger CBS 115656
Lineage: Eukaryota; Fungi; Ascomycota; Eurotiomycetes; Eurotiales; Aspergillaceae
Product: fungal specific transcription factor domain-containing protein
Exons: 3
Coding region: 1-2259 (752 amino acids)
Biological process (GO): DNA-templated transcription
Molecular function (GO): DNA binding; zinc ion binding
Source: RefSeq, a predicted model, not a curated record
AUGCCCGCGUUGAACAGACUGAAGAGCUCGAUACCCCAGAACAGGCGUCGUUGCAAAUGUAUCCGUCGCGGAAGCUCAGAUGAGGACUGUGUCGCCUGCCAACGAUCUGGCAUCCCGUGCGUAUCCAGCUACCAGCGAAAGACACGAUUGUACGGAAGUGUCGAGACCAUCCGCGAUCGGAUUCACUGUCUUGAAGCACUUGUGAAAGGGGCCUUUCCGGGCGAACCCAUUAAUAGUAUCCCUGCUCUGUUGGAGCUGGGCCGGAAAGCCGGCUAUGAAAUGCCCAAGCUGGACCUCCCACAACUGACCGGGGAUGAGCAGCGCGUUGAACUACCGAGGCCAGAAAAUGCUAAUCAUACGCUGGCGUACGAUGGCAAUGGUAGCGAUCAACGUGGAUGUAUUGGAACCAGCCAGCGCCCACCACAGCUGGUCAAAGACAGCCGAGGCCAAAGUCAUUACAUUGGGCCGUCAGCAUCCCUUGCAUUCUUUGCCGAUCUCCGCAGCCUAGUAUCGGAGCAACAACCGUCCUCUUGCUUUGCUGCAGAUACUUUGACGGAGUCUCUCGAGGCUCGGCAAAGUUCUAGUACGAUGUCAACGUCAACUGUUAAUACAAAUCUAGCGCCAAUUACACGCGACCAAGAAUCAUCCCUUGUCAAAGAACAGCUGCAAAAAAUGCCCCGAGAUCGUCUGCUGGCAAUAAUAAAUGCCUUCUUUUGCACUGUAAAUGCAGAUUUCCCACUUCUGGACAGGGGAUGCUUCUCUAACAAGCUCGAGUCCUACAUCUAUCCCAUCGGCUACAUAGAGGGAUUGGAUGAUGGUUGGGUGGCCUGUAUCCAUGCUGCUCUCGCCUUCGGCUGCUGGAUCCUGGAGGAUGACGCUACAUUUGAAGCCGAUGAACCAGCCAUGCUAAGAUUUCGCUGCUGGAACCUCACCCGGGGAGCUUUGGCCAGCUUGUUGACCACAUGUACAGUCUCUAAUGUCCAAGCUCUUUUGCUUAUGGCACUCUUCCUGCACAACAACAAUGAUCGAAAUGCAGCGUGGACCCUAACAGGUAGUGCUGCGAGAAUUGCUAUUGCGUUGGGCUUGCAUCGGAGCGAUAUUGACGAGAGCCUUCGUCUAACAGAACAAGACUCCCGAAGGCGAGUCUGGUCUACAUUAUUCACGUUUGAGCAAUUUCUCUGCUUAUGUUUGGGACGCCCAAGUGUAAUCGAUGGUCGGGAAGUGACCCUGGGACCUUCACCCGAAGAAUCUGCUACUGCAUUACCCAGUCAUCCCAGUCAUCACCAGGUGGCCACUGACCUUCAACGACAAGUCAAUCGACUCCGCGAUGCGAUCGCUUUCUUGCAUCGGCCUACUUCCCCUGUAUCAUCAAUUGAUACGCCGGUUACUGAUCCAAUAUCGCUCCUAACGAGGCUGAAAACGUGGGAAACCGAAUUACCAACUUAUCUUAUUAUACCAUCUGCUAUCUUGGAUGCGUGCACUAUUCCCCGAGUGGCGGUUCUGGAAGCGUUCAAUGCUGGAUAUCCACCGGCCCAACUACGGCCAACAGUUCUCCUCCAUUUAACCUAUAAUAAUCUCGUUAUCCAGCUUACACGGCCAUAUUUACUUACAGUUAUUUCAAUGAGUCGAAGGCAUAACCCAAAACAACAGUACCCUUGGGCUACACCUGAUAAUACUUCGAAAAACGUGCAAAAGGGCGCUGAGUAUCUGGCCUCCAGCUGCGUAACAGCAGCGAUGCGAAGUUUUAACCUUCUCAUCCUACUCGAUCAUGCCAAUAGGGUCAAUGGGAAAACUAGCCUAGACCUUUUUUACGGAUACUCGGCUGGGAUGGUUCUGCUCCUCCGUCAGCUGUGGGUCAUGCCCCCGGAUCUUCCCAAGUCUAUGUGGCAGCUAGAAGACGCAGCUCAGCGUGAUGUUCAAUGCCAGGUGGCAAGGUUGCAGUCCCUAUUGCAAGAAAACGCGAGGUGUCCGACCAUGCAGAGGUUUAAGUCAGUGCUUCAAAAGUUCGACGAAGCUGUUCUUGCGAACGGGCAACUUCGGAGGCGAGGUGAGAAUGAUAAAGUUGCAUCUUUGAACUUGGCACAGGAAGGCAUCGAACCUUUGGAGAUCUCGCAGUUACAUAAUCCUAACAGUAGCGACCAAUAUGGCACUAUGUUAGGUAGCCCAAGCCUGUGGCAAGAUUCCCUGCAAACGAUCACGCAGUACAGUCUCGACUGGAGCAACUUUGAGCAAUUUCUCGGUAGCAUGAAUGUGGCGUAG